AUGCUCUCACGUGUUGCUGCAGUGAAGGCACCCCGCACACACAACCGUCGCCGCGUGACCGGAUCCAGCGGAAGGAGGAGGAAAGGAAGAGAGAGUGAGCCGCAGAGGUCCAACAUGUCCCGGCGUGUGUUUACUUCCGCGGCGCUGCUCCUAUUUGUCGUGAUGAUGUGCUGCUGCAGUGGAACUGUGACUGCACAAGCUGUGGAGCAAGAGUCAAUUGAUCCAAAUUAUAAAUGGAAGGACGUCAAGGAUGAGGAGGGUGUAACUGUGGAGUCGUUGGGUGUUCCCGGCCUUCUAAAAGUGGGGAGUGACGUAUUUGCCGUCGCCGAGGCGAAGAACACGAAGAAGGAGGGUCAAGGCAGCUUUACUGGCAUUGCAUCCCAACUUCUCACGGAAACAGUGGAAAAAAAGGAUAACACACCGGUGGAAGUAAUGAAUGAUGCCAACACGAAGACACAAGUACUGGAGAAAAGCACUUCCCCAAACAGGAAAGUAGACGUGAGCCGACCAACAACAGUCGUGAAGGGAAAUGUUAUUUACAUGCUUGUUGGGAAAUACAGCUCUGCAGAUGUUGGUGAGAAGAGCGGAGCAAAUGACGGGGGAUUAUUGCUGGUGAAAGGGGAAGUCAGUGAGGAAAGUGGUGGUGGCAAAAGAAUCAAAUGGAGCGAUAAUGACGGUGUCUCGCGGAUUUCUGUUGGCGAACAACGACAAUAUUGGUCACGGCUGAUUGGCGGCGGUGGAUUGGGUGUUCACACGGAUGACGGCACGCUUGUGUUCCCAGUGGAAGGCACGAAGAAGGGUGAAGCACCAAAGGAUGAAAAGGCCGUUUCGUUGCUCAUAUACUCCUCUGAUAACGCUGCGAGUUGGACGCUGUCGAAGGAGGUUCCUGACGGUGGCUGCAGUGAUCCCUCCGUCGUGGAGUGGGGGGAGGACAAAAAACUCAUCAUGAUGACUGCGUGUGAUGAUGGCCGCCGCAGGGUGUACGAGUCCGGUGACAAGGGGGAGUCGUGGACGGAGGCACUCGGGACACUCUCGCGCGUGUGGAGCAAAAAGGGUGAAAAGGCCGUCAGAAGCGGGUUCAUCACAGCGACGAUUGACGGUGUUGAAGAUAACAGAAAUGUGAUGCUCGUCACUCUGCCGGUAUAUUCCGAGAAGGCUGAUAAAGGAGGCAGUGGAAAGAGUGAACUCCAUCUUUGGCUGACGGACAAUACGCACAUUGUUUAUAUUGGGCCGGUAUCCGGGAAGGACGGCAACGUUGCCGCCAGCUCCCUGUUGUACAGAAGUGCUGGAAAUGGAGAUAAUAAGGAGCAGAAGGAGGAGUUGAUUGCGCUGUACGAGAAGAAGAAGGGCGAUGGGAAACCAUCACACAGUCUUUGGUCUGUGCUCCUGACUGAGCAGCUGCAGCGUGUGAAGGAUGUGCUGGCGACGUGGAAGACAGUGGACGACCUUGUCUCCGAGCUGUGCCCUUCUGAGAAUGCUAAGAAGGAUGCCCCAACUGAAAAUGCCUGCAGUCCUACUGAUAAGAUCACGGCUGGGCUGGUUGGCUUUUUGUCCGGCAACUUCUCUGAGAACACAUGGAGGGACGAGUACCUCGGGGUGAACGCCACGGUGAAGAACAAUGAUGAUGGGGGUAAGAAGGCAACAUUGCAUGAAGGCAGUGUGAAGUUCCAGGGAGCGUGGGCGGAGUGGCCUGUUGGCAAGCAGGGGGAGAAUCAGCUGUACCACUUUGCGAACUACAACUUCACUCUUGUGGCGACGGUGUCCAUCGACGGUGAGCCGACGGAGGAGGGUUCUCCCAUUCCUUUGAUGGGUGUGAAGAUGGAUGGCGAUAAGAAUCCCGUAUUUCUGGGACUGUCGUACAACAAGAAAAAAAAAUGGAUAUUGCUGUGCGGUGGCGAAAACCCUAAGGAGCACAGCAACACUUGGGAGAAAGAUACAACACAUCAGGUGGUGCUUAUGCUACAGAACGGCACCCAAGGCUCCGUGUACGUCGAUGGUCAGCGUGUGGGUGGGGGUGAAGCGUGUGCAUUGGAGAAUAAGGAUUCAAAAGAGAUAUCACAGUUCUACAUUGGAGGGGGCGAACGCAGUGCAGGCGGCGCAGGGAGACAAGAAGACGUGUCUGUGACCGUGUCGAAUGUCCUGCUGUACAACCGCCCGUUGAGUACUGCGGAGAUUGGCGCCCUCAACCCGAAUAAAGUCCUCAUUCCACCUGUGGUAUCUGACAAUGCCCAAGGAACCCUGUCGCAGUCCUCUCCUGCCGGGCAACCGCCGUCGGGGCCUAAAUUGUUGAAUGGAAAUGAGGGUGUGGGCGGUGGCAGCACGUCCACAUCAGCACCGUCCACUGUAACGACUUCCUUAGGAAAAGAGCAAUCCGUAAUUCAGCUGCCUUCAGGAACAUCUUCCGGUGGAAACAAAAAUGUGGAUGUCGCUUCUCCAUCCGAUGGUGAUCCAAUGGUGGGAGCGGAAGCUGGAGGUGCGGUGCAGGGAGACACACCACCCCAAACUCCUGUGGAUACCCCCGACAAAGCAGAUCCAAACGCUCCUGCCGCUACGGACGUGGCUCAAGUUGACCCCGCAGAUACAACUGAGGUUGGUGCGCGCUCUGGUGAGAAUGGGGAGACGGUGGGAGGGACGGAUGGGCAGAAACGGGAGGACAUCCAUGCACAGGACGGCGAAGUAAAGGCUGCGGCACUCAGCAGCAGCCUCGGAAAUUUGUCGCAGAGGAAUAACAGCGAUGCCGGCACUGUGCGUGGGAGCGGACUGCUGCCAUUGUUUCUUCUGUUGGGACUGUGGGUGUUUUUGGCUCUGUGA
This is a messenger RNA of Trypanosoma cruzi, 2811 nucleotides long. RefSeq names its product trans-sialidase, putative. The transcript has a single exon. NCBI's taxonomy places the organism in Eukaryota, Euglenozoa, Kinetoplastea, Trypanosomatida, Trypanosomatidae. The coding region runs from base 1 to 2811 and encodes 936 amino acids. Gene Ontology annotation, molecular function: exo-alpha-sialidase activity. The record is from RefSeq and is a predicted model, not a curated record.